GCAACACUAAAGUCGCGCAUAAAUAAGUGCAUCACAUUCUCGUGUACGCUGUUGUUGAUAAAAGCUAUCUAUGCUCGAGGAACUACGAUUGAAAAAAUAACUUGCAAACUUUGAGUGUAAUUUUAUUUAGCCUUUGUGUUUAUGAGCGAAACAAACGAUAGAUUUUUAUGCAUUUACAAUAUUUUAAAGAAAAUUAAAGUUUUGCUGAUGUGAUAUUCUUGAAAUGUCAUCUUAUAUGGCUGGAGUAUUUGAUUUAGAUUUAGAUGUGGAUGCUGUUGUGGUUGGAGAUUCAGAUGAAGACGACAUAAUCGAAGUUGAUGAGGUGGAUUAUGAACCCGAGCUCCAUGUAAAUGCCAUUGUCGAGACUGAAGGAUCUGAAACUAUCCAAUUAUCUGAAGAUAAUGUAAAUCCAGGGCAAUGUAAGCGUCUUGGCCCUCAAGACUUUGAAUUACGCAAAGUUUUGGGGAAAGGAGGAUAUGGCAAAGUUUUUCAAGUCCGUAAAAUUACUGGGCCUGAUGCUGGUGCUCACUUUGCUAUGAAGGUUCUUAAAAAAGCUUCAAUAGUACGCAAUCAAAAAGAUACAGCCCAUACAAAAGCAGAAAGGAAUAUUUUAGAAGCUGUAAAGCACCCUUUUAUUGUGGAGUUGGUAUAUGCUUUCCAAACUGGAGGCAAGCUAUACUUAAUAUUAGAAUAUUUGAGUGGGGGUGAACUUUUCAUGCAUCUUGAACGUGAGGGUAUAUUCCUAGAAGAUACAGCAUGCUUUUAUUUGUCAGAGAUAAUUUUGGCAUUAGAACAUUUACAUAGCCUUGGUAUAAUUUACCGUGAUCUAAAACCAGAAAAUGUACUCUUGGAUGCACAAGGUCAUGUAAAACUGACUGAUUUUGGAUUAUGUAAAGAACACAUUCAAGAAGGAAUAGUUACUCACACUUUCUGUGGAACAAUUGAGUACAUGGCACCAGAGAUUUUGACUCGAAGUGGCCAUGGAAAAGCUGUAGAUUGGUGGAGUCUUGGAGCUUUAAUGUAUGAUAUGCUCAUUGGACAGCCACCAUUUACGGGGGAUAAUCGUACAAAAACUAUAGAGAAAAUAUUAAAAGGUAAACUUAUGCUUCCUGCCUACCUCACACAAGACGCCCGUGAUUUGAUACGGCGUUUAAUGAAGCGUUCGGAGACGCAACGUUUAGGAGCUCAGGGUGCUGCUGGAAUUCGUGGGCAUGCCUUUUUCAAACAUGUUCAUUGGGAUGACGUGUUUGCUAGAAGAUUGGAGCCACCUAUUAAACCUAGACUGACAAGUGAUGACGAUGUCUCGCAGUUUGAUACAAGAUUUACUCUGCAGACGCCAAUUGAUUCGCCUGAUGAGUCUACACUUAGUGAAAGUGCCAACCUUAUGUUCCAAGGCUUUACCUAUGUGGCGCCUUCUGUAAUGGACGAGAUCCACAAACCGCGUGUUGUAACUGCUCGUUCACCGCGGCGCCCGAGACCUCAACACCACCACUUCACUAUGCCUCCUGCUUCAGCUGCCCACACUCACUCGCAUGCUCAACAUGAAGACCUCAUGGACGUUCAAGGUUUACCUAUAUAGAAAGUACCUUUAGUAAUAAUUGAAAAAUUAAAAUAGUUAAGUGUUGUGUUAAUUUAACUACUGGUCUGUAUUAAUUUAAUAAAGCGGGUUUACCUCAAUUAACUUGGUUAUAUAGAUAUUCUGAAAUGAAAUCAUACUUAUAUGAGUCAAUUUUUAGGGCAUAUAUUAAAACUUUUCGCGAGUGCAGGUGGGUGGAUGUUUACUUUCGCUAUGAGUAGCAAUAGUAUUACUCAAUACAAUUUAUAUUUUCUGUGUUUUUCUUAAAUCCUGAAACUACUUCUUUAGUACAUAAAGACCCGCACGAGUUUUAAUGUACGCCCUUUGAAGGUUGUAAAAUUGUUAUCAAACGUUGUUUCAGAAUAAAAUAUGAUCCUGUGUUUUUCAAUUAAUUUCAUUCAAGGUUAGUUUGAACAAAUUAUGUAAGUACAUCAAAUUUCGCAGCAUUAUUGUUAUUGUUUGAACUGUCCAUUCACUGAUUUAUUUUUAUUUUAUUCUUAUACAGAAUUGUUAUUCAUUUGAAUUUAAAAGGAAUUGUUUCAUAUGUAAACUGCUAUAGUUAAUUUUUUUAGAACCCAUGCGAGGCCCGCCAAAACUAACAUUAGUUAAUUAAUAUAGAAAAUGAAUUAAUACAUAGGUUAGAUAUAAUUUUAGUGGAUUGCUAUAAUUUCAUUUUAUUUAAUUUCUGAUAUUUGUGUCUCUUCUUUACAUUUUUUGGUAACUUUCAGUUUGAGUUGUUGAUACCCAGAGUGUCAUUGUUUACUUUUAUAUAAUCUGUACAAUAUUAUUUCCGUUUUUAUAGUAGUUUAUGGUAAUCAAAACGAACUUCCUACAAAAUGCUUAUGAGAAUUGGAAUGCAAUAAUAAUGUUUAACUAUAUUAUAUCGUAAUGAAGAUAUUGUGUUGAAGUUAUAAGAAAGAUGAUUGUUAUUUGAGAGUAAAAUAUUAAAGGGUAUAAUUACACAAGCAUGUCUAAACUAUGGAUCAAGUGCUGCGUCGUAUUAGUGAUAUUUACUGAUUGUACAGAUUAUACUAUAUGCCUUAAAAUACAUUACACAAGAGUUGUUGACUAUUACAAGUAUAGAAUUGACUGAAAAGCUUUUAUUUUCAGGCCUAGAGUAAAUUCCUAUAGUUGACCAUUUUAUGCUAAGAAUGAAUUCAACUACAAAAGAUGCCCAUAUAAUAUCGGAAUAAAUGGUACUGUUUUAUACUACAUAUUAUAAUUAAAUGUACAUUUUAUACAAGUUACCGUUUAGUCUUAUCUUUUGGUAGGAAUUAAUCACAUGUAAAAGUUGUUCUAACCCCGAUAUGACAAAAAUAAUAAUUUACAAUAUACCUUGUUACCAUGCUUCAUGAAUUGAUUAAAAUGUCAUUUUUUAUUUUGUAACCAAGAGUUUUUUUCUUAUCCUGGAAUAUUAAAACAAUGGUCAAAUAAGUAAUAAUUUAUUUUUGAAAAAGAUUGACAUUUGUUUUAUUAACAACAUGCAGUAUGUGGCAUCCGCAUACCCAAGAAGUAUUAGACAAAGAAUCAGCAUUUACUUUAGAACCAAUACACUUAAACUUAUUUUUAUAUCACAGACUUAAAACUACUUUAUUUAAUAAAAUAAUAAUAUAAUUUAUUGAAAUACAAAAUAAUCACAUUUAAAAUGCUGGCUACAAAUGAAAAAUGUUACAUCUAGGCUUACUAAAAAGUAUGCAAGUAACUGAUAAACAAUUAAGAUAUUUUAACUUGACUUUUAACAAAACAACAAUAGAUAACAGGACAGGAAUCAGUAAGAACUAAGCACAUGUGAAUUCUCACUACUUCAAUAUUGUUCAUGUGUGAGCUAACCAAUUUGCUACUUGUCCUUUCUUUAUAUUAUUAACUUCAUUUCAGAACAAUUUUCACAAAUGAGGUAAAUAUGACUUUCAUUUUCUUCUGAAACUACCCCAAAUUGCACAUCACUGUUACAUGAAGCAUUAUGAGCUUCCAAAGAACAUAAAAGAGAUUUUUUAAUAUCGGAAAGUGAAAGUUUAGUCUUUAUGUCACUCUUACAGUUGGAACAAGUCAGGUGAUUACUUUGAAGCUGAAGAUUUGUUUUCUGGCACACAGGACAUAUGACAUUAUUAUCUUCUUCAACUAAAGACCAAUCAACAUUUUCUUGUUGGCUUUUUUCAUAUUCUUUGAUGCACCUGAAAUAAUUGUGGAUUUGUUUUGAACUGUUUUGCAGUG
Molecule: messenger RNA, 3787 nt
Organism: Spodoptera exigua (beet armyworm)
Lineage: Eukaryota; Metazoa; Arthropoda; Insecta; Lepidoptera; Noctuidae
Source: the annotation of a GenBank genome assembly